AUGAGCUUCUUUGCACGUGAGCAGAGCCCCUCGGCCGCCCCAGCAACCGAGGUAAAGAUGGAGUCUGGAGUGGCCGCGCAGUCGCCUCCCUCCGACAACGACGGCGGCGAGCGCCCAGUCCGUCAGCAGCUCCAGAAUACCAACAUCGACUCGGUCAACGGUCCCUCUCAGAUCAACCGAAAGCGCUCCCUGGAAGACGCUGAUGCGGCUACCGACGAGCACCCCACAAAGCGAUCGCGCGAAGGAACCCCGGAAUCCUCUUCUCAGCCUGCUCCCGCAGGUGAGAACUCUGCCGCACCCAAGGAACAAGGCGCUAAUGUGAGUGAUGACGAGUUUGAUGAUUAUUCCGAUUUUUGUUCCGAGGCAGGCUUCGAGCCAUCCAAAGCCCCCAUGGAGUCCGGUGCCCAAUCCCCUACCUUGCCAACUUCUUCCGGAUCAGAGAGCUGGAACACCGAUGGAGACACGAUUUGUGAGCCGGCCCCGUUGAAGUUCUCUAUUCCCUUGGAAAUUGACAUCGCCGUCACCAUUGGCGGAGCGCGGGAAAUCCGACACUUCGCACUCCCCCUCGAAAUCAGCAUCCCUGCCGGGGCUAAGGUUGAGUCCGCUGUCGCUGUGCCUGGAAAACCGAAGAGCCACAUUUCGAUUUCCUCGGAUGGAUCCGUUGCUUCCCCUCCGGUUGCCAGAAAAUGGGCCGAGCGUGCUCCUGAUACCCCUGGUCCUAUCCUUCAUGAUCCCCUCUAUUCGCGUCGUGUUUUACCCCGUGCUUCUGACUUUUUCGGAGAUCCCGUCCAGCCCAGCGUCCAGAGUGAUACCCAUGCUCCUGGUGUCGCAGAUUACAUUUCCGAUUCUGACCAAGUGACCCAACAGAAGCCCAACGAUUCGGACGUCAAGGAACAAGACAAGAUCUCGGAACCCGCCAAGGAUGAAAGCGCCAAGGAACAAGAGAGCAAUAACUCGGCUUUCAGCGCGAGUGCCUUUGGAAAGGCCUCCGCCGGUUCACCAUUUGGCUUGACCAACGCUAACGCAUCUGCCUCACCCUUCGCCGUGAACAACUCAAGCUCAACUGCUUCACCUUUCGGAUCUUCAAAGCCAGCAUCCACCCCCUCGUCUUUCGAAAACUCUGCAUUCAACUCGACUUCUGCCGCCUCGCCUUUCGCCACUGGUGGCACCUCGAGCUUUGGCGGCUUUGGAGGUCUCAAGUCCGGAUCCUCCUUCGCUGCGUCUCCAUUUGCCAACCCGCUUGGCGGCAAGACUGGAAAGGUUACCAGUUUUGCAUCCCCUGAUGUCCCUACCCCCCUCGGUGAUUCCAAGAGCAAGCAGCUCGGUGCCACCACGGCUGAGAACGAGGACAGCGAAAACGAAUCUGAGGCUGAACCCAACGACACCUUUGUGGCCGAAAAGACCGACGAGCGUUUCCACGCAAAGACUGGUAUGACCCCCUGGAUCCCUCCCUUUGGCCCGGCCGCCUUGAACAAUCGCUCACUGGACCAAGUUGAAACCGGAGAGGAGAACGAGACCACCAAGUUCGCCGCUAAGGGCAAACUCUACUACUUCGACGAACAGUGGAAGGAGCGUGGUGCUGGCACCUUCAAGGUCAACACCAAGACCGAUGCCGAUGGAAACAUCUCCGGUCGAAUGAUCAUGCGCGCUGAUGGUGCCCUCCGUGUCACAUUGAACAGCGCCAUCUUCCAUGACAUGAACCACGGUGACACUUCGGGAAAACGGCCCACCAGCAAGGACAUAUUCUUGGCCACCAAGGAAGAUGGCAAGGUUGGCUUGUUGCUACUCCGACUCGGUAACGUGGAUCAGUCCACCGAACUCUAUGAUGUCCUUGAAGACAUUCUGAAGGAUUUCCCUCAGACCGCGAAGAAGUGA
This is a messenger RNA of Penicillium brevicompactum, 1875 nucleotides long. RefSeq lists its product as uncharacterized. Lineage: Eukaryota; Fungi; Ascomycota; Eurotiomycetes; Eurotiales; Aspergillaceae. Gene Ontology annotation, molecular function: GTPase activator activity. Gene Ontology annotation, cellular component: nuclear pore; cytoplasm. Gene Ontology annotation, biological process: intracellular transport. The record is from RefSeq and is a predicted model, not a curated record. Bases 1 to 1875 code for a protein of 624 amino acids. The transcript has 5 exons.